AUGACCGCUCUCACUGCGUACCUUGUCCGAGGGUUACAGCUGCUGCUCGGUACAUCGAAACGGUCCCUACUUGAAAGAGCGGAGGAGCUGGGUGAUCGGGACGAAGACAUUCCUCUCACGCAAAGCCGUCACAACUCGGAAGUUGAGACAGUCACGCUGUCCGAAGCGGCCUCUGCAUUCAACUUCUCCAUGUCGACUCCCGUAGAAGAGCUUCAGGCUCCCCUGAGAGCACAGGAUCCUGCGCAAGUUACCGGUACAGGAGGCCCUCCCACAGCAGAUCCUAUGCCCUCCGCAUCAGAUGCCACAGCAAGUCUGCUUCGUCAGAAUCUUCCGGCACUUACACGAGCUCAGACGUGGGCGGCCUUCGUCAACGCAAAUCUCGACAUCAUUAGCUACAGCGCCAUGUUCAUCUUCAUUGGCCUUCCUGUUUACUACGCUGCCGACUACGCGAUGCCCGCUCAGCUUUGCCUCAAUGUCCUGGCUUACUUCGCGGCAUUAUCUCUUCCUCCGCUCUGGAGACGGUACCUACACCCUGCGGUCGUCGCAUCCGCCAUCACCAUCAUCGGCAUUUGGGUCCUAGCCCUCACUCGGCGGAGCAGCCUUGACGAUGGCUUGCAUGCUUAUCAGACCAAGACGAAGUACGCUCAGCUUCUGCAUGGGAAAGGCGAUCUGCCAUAUCCAGGCGCUGGUGAUAUCUUCAGCAGCGUCCUGGAUGUUAGCAUCGUGGCGCUCGCCCUGCCCAUGUUUCAGUACCGACACGAACUUCGUCGCGCCUUCCUUCCGGUGAUCCUACCAAAUAUCAGUGUAUCCAUUGCCUCUCUACUCGGCUAUCCGGCCUUCUGCCAUGCCAUCGGCAUCGCCCCAGCACGUUCUCUCUCCUUCGCCAGCCGCAGUCUCACGCUCGCGCUCGCACAACCGGCAACCCAAAACAUCGGCGGAGAUCUCAGUCUUGUCGCUGUGCUUUGUAUCACCAGCGGUAUCAUGGGGGUGCUGUUCGGACCAGCCUUGCUGAAGUACUUGAAGAUCCCCGAAGACGACUACAUCACUCGGGGCGUGACGCUCGGCGCCAACUCCUCGGCCAUCGCGACCGCCCUGCUGCUCGUUUCGGACCCGCGCGCCGCCGCGUUCUCGAGCCUGUCGAUGGGGCUCUUUGGCACGGUUACUGUAGCUAUGACCUCCGUACCGCCGUUGGUCCGGGUAAUAACUGCCCUAGCUGGUGUACAGUCAUAA
Molecule: messenger RNA, 1230 nt
Organism: Coniosporium apollinis CBS 100218
Lineage: Eukaryota; Fungi; Ascomycota; Dothideomycetes
Exons: 3
Coding region: 1-1230 (409 amino acids)
Source: RefSeq, a predicted model, not a curated record